Messenger RNA from Spirodela intermedia, 3745 nucleotides. The record is from the annotation of a GenBank genome assembly. Lineage: Eukaryota; Viridiplantae; Streptophyta; Magnoliopsida; Alismatales; Araceae.
AUGGCGGAGAAGGUGAAGGGCAGGGCGAGCAGCCAGAUGUUCACGCUGGGGCUGGUGAUGUCCUGGUACUCGUCCAACAUUGGGGUGCUUCUGCUCAACAAGUACCUGCUCAGUAACUACGGAUUCAAGUACCCGAUCUUCCUCACCAUGUGCCACAUGUCCGCCUGCUCCCUGCUCAGCUAUUUCGCCAUCGCCUGGAUGAAGCUCGUGCCGAUGCAGGUCGUGCGCUCCCGCGUCCAGUAUGCCAAGAUCGCCGCCCUCAGCCUUAUAUUCUGCGGCUCCGUUGUCAGUGGCAACAUCUCUCUUCGAUUCCUCCCGGUCUCCUUCAAUCAAGCCAUUGGCGCCACCACCCCCUUCUUUACGGCCAUCUUUGCUUGUAUCAUGACCGUCCGCGGGGAGACCUGGCUCACAUACGCGACGCUCGUCCCUGUUGUUGCUGGGGUCAUCAUUGCCAGCGGGGUAAGCGAUUCGCCUGUUAUUACGGAGUUUUCCCUCUUCUUUCUGUUAUCAAUCUCUGAUCUGUGCAUCGUUUUUCCUUCUUUCUUCUUGUGUGGAUCGUCUGCUUUGAGAUCUGUCGGUCGAAUCUCAUCGCAUUACCCAGAAGCUAUUCGUUAUAACUCAGCGGAUGUCCUUCAGAUGUUUCCAUUUUUGUUUAUUCUUCCUUCUUACUUGGACAAUCUUCAAGACGCCCACGAGCUUCUUUGAUUCCCCUGCGAUGUUUCCGCUCAGAUUGUGUUCUAUACUCUUUCCCCCCCCUUUGGUCUGUUUGGUUCGUCCAUUUGACCCAUUAGUCCCUUUUUACAUCAAAAAUAUUGUACCCAUGAAUCACUGUUGUCAUUAGAUCUGUGAUUUGAUAACUGAACCGUAUUAUGUACUUUGUACCUCUGAAACAACGCAGACCAUAUAAACUGUAUAUCUUCUGUCCUGCUCUAUCGGAGUCCACUCUCAUUUGGUUCUUCUCUUCUUUUAUUGUUGUUGCUGUAUUUUUUUAAUCAUUAAUGAAUUAAGAAAUGAAAACAAUACAGAAUCCAGUCGUGCAUUUUAUGAUGAAUAGUAGUUAUUCAUCUAAUUACGUAUGUAAUGGUUUCUAUCAUUUUUUGGGAUAAGAUACCCAGAUUUUAUUUUUCUUUGUCCUGGAAAAUUCGUUGGUUUGAGUCCGGUGACUAACGUUGGACUUGCAUGCUCUCGAUGCCAUUCAUCCGGUGACUAUGCUUAAGCAAAAGCUUGUUAGCACUAAUUUUGCACUCAUGGAGUUUUCAAACAAUAUAAUCAGAGGUAUUCUGAUCACAAAUUUGAAAUCAAAAUUGUCUAGUUAUAGCACUCUGCUGGUUUAUAACUCCAAAUAUUAGCGAUUUUAUCUUAAUACUAUGAUUUUUACUUGCAGGGUGAGCCGAGUUUCCACUUAUUUGGAUUUAUAAUGUGCGUUGGCGCCACUGCUGCAAGAGCACUCAAAUCUGUGCUACAAGGGAUCUUACUGUCUUCUGAGGGGUAACCUUCUCUUCAUCUUUACUUUCUGUGAUGCCCAAUUCUUCUAAAAAAAAUUUACAACCCACUAAAAUUUGCGAGAUUUUAUCAGCACCUUUCCAUCAAUACUGAUAUCCAUGGAGUUUUGGAUCAUCCAGAAAAAAAAAAGGAUAGGUAGUAAUGAGAUGUAACUUUUAUUUAUAUUCCAGGGAAAAGCUCAAUUCGAUGAAUCUUCUUCUGUACAUGGCUCCAACCGCUGUUCUCUUCUUGCUUCCUGCAACUAUCAUGAUGGAAGAGAAUGUGGUUGGCCUCACAUUAGCGCUCGCUAGAGAAGAUGUCAGGAUUAUUUGGUACCUGCUCUUCAAUUCUGCCUUGGCAUAUUUUGUGAACCUGAGCAACUUCUUGGUCACCAAGCAUACCAGUGCUUUGACUCUUCAGGUGCACAACCUUCUACUCGUCGUGCAUGCAAAUAGAGCUUCUUAGUUUGCCUUAAACCUGCAUAUUCUCUUUUUUGCCUCACUCAGUAGCAACUGCAGUGGGGAAGGGAAAAAAGGUAAGAAAAAAUCCUUUGGAUCUGAGAGCGACUUUCUGUACCGGAAGAUAUCUUGUUCAUUCGUUGUAUAUUCCUUAUAGUUCCUCAGUUCAUAAGGUUGGAAUGCGUUUUCUGAUUGAAGAAUACUCUACCGUUUUAAAUGAGACAACAAUAGCACUUUGAAGAAUAUUUAGAGACAAAGUGCCGUUAUUGUACAUGAUGUCAUCUUAAUCUGAACCAUGAUAAAAAUCUAGGGUAGAUGUGGGAAGCUUCAGUUUACUUUAAAGAUAAUAUUCCGAAACCCUAGCUCAUCUUUUGGUCUGUAUCAAUGAUUUCUGAUUAUGUGAUGUGGCAACUGACAUUACGAAAAACUAAAUGGCAGACUUGAAGAUUAGGGCAGCCGUGGCCAACCUCUCACCAUUUCGCUCUUUCUUGAUUUUACUGCACGUUUGACAGUUCCUGGGGAAAGUGAUAAAACCAAUCAAGCUAUGAAACGUAGGCUCAAAAGAACCCUUUGAUAACCCACAUGUACAUAUCCAUAUAUAUAUAUAUAUAAAACGAUGCAGAUAGAAAAUCUAGUUGAAUGCUUGAUUAUGUCAUAGAUUAUCUAAAAUCUGUGUAGCUUUCAGUGGAUAUGGACUUUAUUACCAAAAAACGGUGCCCUUCGAAUGAUUUGUCUAGAAGACUGGAUGUGUUAGCUACUCCCCAGAAGAAAAUAAACCAUCGAGGACUGGCUGGAUCCAAAAUAAGGGGACCCUCCGACCGUUCUGAUCUUCUUGUAUCCUUCUGUUUCCAUAAAUCCCUCGUGUUUCUAUCAAUAUUUUCAAAUCAAAGUAAACCAUAGUCUUGUCUCCUUUGAUUUUCCAUUAAGAUUCCUUAUAAAUUAACCGGACAAUAAAAUUGGAUUCUUGUAACCCUCGUGUUUCUAUUAAUAUUUUCCAAUUGAUCAAACCGAAAUCUUGUGUCUACUCGUAUUUUCCAUUAAGCUUCUAUAUAAAUCAACUAAACCAUAGAUCUGAGUCUUCUUGACCAAACGAUAAUCUCCUAAACUUUUCAAUGAGCUCAUUAUCGAAUCAACUUUAAGUUUCAUGAAGGUCAGAAAGUAGUUUCAGUAAAGAUAAUGGGAGAUAUUGUGAUUUUUAAUGUCACAUGAAGAAGCGCAUUCUGUGUGACAUGCCCAUAACAGCCUCCUAUGGGGAGAUACUGUGGGUUCCACUGUUUUCAUGGGAUGUGAUCUUUUUAUCUGGAAUAAACGCUGAAUCCCAUCGUGAAUUAUCCUGAAAAAAAGCUGAUUUUCUUCCCCAUUUAUUGUAGAUAAAUUUUGAAAAAUCAGUGAUCCUCGCACUCGUCCAUUUUUACUCCCUCAUUGCUUACUCAUCAUCAUCUUCUUCCCAUAUGACCAUCAGACACUAUCAGUAGAUUCUAGACUCAUCUCUCUCUCUCUCUCUCUCUCUCUCUCUCUAAAAUGCAGUGAUCCUUUCACCCAUCCAUUUUUACUCCCUCAUUGGUUGUUCAUCAUCAUCUUCUUCCCAUAUCAAAUCAUCAGACACUCUCAGCAGAUUCUAAACUCAUCUCUCUCUCUUUCUCCCUGUAUAUAUCCAGGUUCUUGGGAAUGCCAAGGGAGCUGUGGCCGUGGUCGUCUCGAUUCUGAUAUUCAGGAACCCCAUUUCGGUUACAGGGAUGCUCGGCUACACCCUCACGGUCAUCGGAGUAAUUCUGUAUAGUGAGGUGAAGAAGCGUGGCAAAUGA